Molecule: messenger RNA, 1828 nt
Organism: Quercus robur (English oak)
Lineage: Eukaryota; Viridiplantae; Streptophyta; Magnoliopsida; Fagales; Fagaceae
Product: DNA polymerase zeta processivity subunit-like
Exons: 3
Coding region: 1090-1617 (175 amino acids)
Cellular component (GO): zeta DNA polymerase complex
Source: RefSeq, a predicted model, not a curated record
AGGCUAACAGGCAAAAAAAGCCAUGUUGUUGUACCUUAUGGUUGUAUUGUUACAUUGGUCAAUGUAGUUAUGUGGUUUAUUUCAAUUGGGGAACCUAAGUAACUGUAUUUAAGUUUUGUCAUUUUGAUUAUACAUUAUAGUAUAUACUUUUAUCAACAUCCUUAAAAUUCACCAAUGCAGCUUCACCCCUGCUCAUAAUACAAACCCGUUAAGGUCAGGUUAGAACUUAGACGUGCGUUAACUCUUUUUUCUUGGCUAUAUAAUUUGGAAGGUAUAGUGUUAUGGUUCCAAUAAUUUUGAGCCACAAACUAUGUUUAACAUAAAAGGGGUGUUAUCUAUCUGCAAUGGGCAAUUGCAUAUAGGUAGAUUUUUCUUUUUGGAGGUAAGAGCAUAUUGAAUGUAUGUGUGCACGUAUAGGUCUCUAGAUUGAUGUGGCUCAGUCAUUACUGGGCUACAAGAAUAUAUUUGUAUCCCUAAUUUUGUAAUACUUUGUUGGUCAUCUUUGUAUUUUAUCUAUUUUACCUAGAAUAAUAAGCACAACUAUGAUGUAUGGUUCUCAAAUUGAGAGUUGGUGAAAAUUUGAAACAUAAGCACAAGACAAUCAUCAGAAGGGCUGCAACUGGCAAGCAUUUCCAAACCUAAAAAUAGAGAGUCAGAUAACCAAAUUGGAGCGGCACAGAAAUUGCAGCUUACAGAGAAGCAUACGUAAUAGUAUUUAUUAGUGUUAUGGAUCGCAAAGAUAACCAAUCUCCUCAAGGUUUUAACUUUAUUACUUCCUUUUCUCUUAUACCUUUUUUCCUUUUAAAUUGAAAAAAAGAAAAAAGAAAAAAGAAACUGAGUGUGAGUGCAAAUUAAUGGCAAGUGCAACAGCUCGGAUUUUGGUUGAUUUCUUGGUAGUGGCGAUCACUUCUAUUGUUUUCCUCAAAUGGGUUUACCCUUCUGGUUAGUUCCUCUUUAAACCCUUCUGUGCGUGUGUGUGUUUGGUUGCCUAUAAAAUUUAUAGGCAUCAAAACAGGGGGAAAAGAAAGAAAAGACGAAGUGCAUUUCUGAUAUUGUGUUAUCUAUAUAUACCUACUUGAUGAAUGGGUGAUGGUGAAUUUGUGGGUGAAAGGUGCAUUUGAGAGGAGGAGGAGGUAUAUGAAUUUGAUGGUUCAGAGGGCUCGCCACCCUCGGCUCAGAGAUUAUAUACAUUCUGUUGUCUUUGGUCUUCUUCCUAUUAUCCAAAAGGGAAUGGUGGAGAGAGCAGCAGUUAUUUUUUUCAACACUGACGGAAUCCCAGUGGAGCGUUUUGUUUUCAAGCUUGCAGUGAAUCUGUCAUAUGGCUCAAAGGUUGAAGAAGCUGACCUGGAGUUCUCUCUUAGAUCAUUCUUAAUCAAGCUUUCGGUCUCAGAAUCUCUUACUAAGGUUCUUCCCCGCAACUACAGGUGGGAGAUAACUGCUUACUUUCGAUCCCUUCCAGAAGCUAGUGCAAACAAGGAUGUGGAGCAGUGGAUCCCAACGGACACAAGGCAGUGGGGGCAACCUCCCCUCCUGACCCCUAUUAAGUCAAUGAGUAGCGAACCUCUCUGUGUACAGUUAUAUAUAGAACAUCCAAGUUUAUCUGAACCAAAGCCUUAAAAUGGGGAAGUAUAACAACACUGUAUAUAUGCGUAUAUGUACCUUUAGGCAGGUACUUACAUUUUUAUUUUUUUCAAUAUGAUUUAGAAGUAUGCUCUGAUAUAGCGCAAAAAAUUAUAAAGGCUGUCCUCGUAAAUCUGCUGCCAAAAAAGUAACCUUAUUCUACAUUUAGCAUAUAUUUAGUUUACAAACCACAAUGAUUUAGUGCUUA